Paraglomus occultum is the source of this 570-nucleotide messenger RNA. The record is from the annotation of a GenBank genome assembly. Lineage: Eukaryota; Fungi; Glomeromycota; Glomeromycetes; Paraglomerales; Paraglomeraceae.
AUGAACAACAAUCCCGUCAGCUAUUAUAAUGAUGUCUGUCAAGCAUCUUACCCGGAAGACUACGACCCUGAUGACACUCAUCCUCCUGUUACCUCUUUUCCUGUCAAUUUCGAUAAAAUAUCUGCUACUCCGAAUACUAUUGACCAUGGAAAUACAGGCGAUUCUACGCCCUUUCAAGGCAAUCCAUAUUAUUGCACACGUCUGGAUAACGUUGACACGAUGGACGGGCUAUCGAAUGUAUCUUGCCCACCGGCUUGUUAUGAUCAAGUCGAAACAAACACAAACAGUUCUUGCCCGCUCCCAGAAUCAUUUCGUGGCUACUAUCCUGAUAUGACGAAUUCCGGUCCGACUAAUAAUUAUUUACAACAUCCCGGCAUGAUUGACAAUACACCGGUUGCGUAUACGUCUACACAAAUGCCUCCGCAAAUGUCAUUUUCAUCUAACGUAAUGAACGCGCCCGCAAGAACAGAGUAUUUUGUUAUGAAAGUGGAGUAUACCCCAUUAGUCAGGAUACCAACUCCUGACAUUGACAAAAUAUUAGCUACUCUCGAAAGUGAGAAAGAGCCUUAG